Mustela lutreola (European mink) is the source of this 3602-nucleotide messenger RNA. RefSeq names its product calcyphosine 2 (gene CAPS2). The transcript has 18 exons. Bases 350 to 2146 code for a protein of 598 amino acids. Lineage: Eukaryota; Metazoa; Chordata; Mammalia; Carnivora; Mustelidae. Gene Ontology annotation, molecular function: calcium ion binding. The record is from RefSeq and is a predicted model, not a curated record.
ACCUGCAGGGUAGCCCUCCGGUGCUGGGCCCCUUUGGCAGAGGAACGACCCUACGGAGCAUGGGGCAGGAGGUGGUGUGGAAGGAACGAAAGAUUUGGGCCAAGAAUCUUCUCUUCCCUGGAACCGGGAGAGAGUUUGGCGGCCCAGCGUGGCGACGCCUGUUCCUAGGCAACCUGCAGCCGCCGGCCUGGGCUUUCUGGAGUCUACCGGGAACUGUGUCUUUCCAGCUUGUCCUGUCUGGAGCUGUCUCAGGAGUUUCUCGGUAGAAUUGCCCCAGUUGGUACCCUUUUCAUCUUUCCCACUGUGGAACUGCUCUUUACCCAGCUUAUUGGUGCAGACGUAAACUUGAAUGGAUUUCGAGGUUAAAGGAAUUGCUGCUUCUCUUACAAAUCAAACUCAGCCAUUCUCUGGAAGAAAGAAGCUGCUGCAACAAGGACAGACUCCAAGAUCAUGGGCAAUCCAGAAUCCUAGUCUACCUGUGGUUCCACGACUUGAUUUGGGAAGCCUCGUUGACUCUGAUGAAGAGGAUGAUUUUUCACAUAUUCCACUUAGUACUGCGCAUAUUCAUUUUAACCCACCAAAUUCAUCUUCUGCUCUUAGUUGGGUCACACCAUGUCAGAUAUCACAUACCCAGAAUCAUCUAAAUGAACUGGAGCAAGACAUAAUACCUGAAAACUUGCCAGAACCAACAAGCAAAUAUAAACUAAAAUAUCAGCAAUAUGAAACUGAAAUGAAAGAGGGAUAUAAACAGUAUAGUCAGAGAAAUGCAGAAAAGACAAAAUCAAAGAUCACACAACAAUCUCCAAGAAAAAAGAUAGAUGACAAGUGUAUUCAAGGUGAAGAAUCCAUCGUGGGUGCUCUUACCACUCUGGAUAAGAAAGCCCUCUUACAACAUGGCUAUGCAGACAUCCCUUACAAUGCACAAAGUAGUAUGAAAAAAUCUGAUGCUGAAAUGGUGGCUGCACAGAGGAAGAAACAGACUGUGGCAGAACAAGUGAUGAUAGAUCACUUAUCUAGGGCUGUAAUCAGUGAUCCAGAACAAAACCUACCCACUGAGAGACCAGAAAGCACUCCUGUCUUUCCAGAUUCAAAGACUGCGCCUCUUCGGCUUAGGAAAAGAACACUACAUGAAACUAAGAUAAGAACCCAUUCUACAUUAACUGAAAACAUGCUUUCUCAUAAAGUACAGUUUGAUGGUAGGAUCAUAUCAAGAAAUGGACAUGAUGCCUGCAGAGAGCUGGUUGGGUUCUUUUUUGCUCAUGACCAGUCCCUAACAAUUUAUGAAUAUCGGCAAUUUGGGAAAAAUAGAACAAGUGUGCUUCCUUUUAUUCAAAAAAACACUUACAGCCAUCAGUGUGGACGAAGAAAAGGAACACAAUACCAACUUGGCGAUUUUUAUAUUGGUGCAAACUUGACAUUUUUGAGUUCUGAUCAUUCCAGUCUUCCAGAGAGCAUAAAAGAGAACACAUUAUUUAUACUUCGGAUCACUAAUAUUGAUCAGAUAGCUUUGGAUUCUCUCAAAACUGAUUCUGUGGAGCCUGAGGAUAAUUUAACCAGUCAAGAAGCUAACGAUAGGCUUAUUUUAAAGGCUGUUCAAGAUGCUCUAAAAGAACAGCUACACAAAAGAGGUGUUCGUAUUUUGACUGGAUUGGCAAAACAUCUUCAACAAUUGGACAAAGAAGGAACUGGACUUUUAGAUAAGGCAGAUUUUAAGCAAACUCUCCAAGUAUUUCGCUUAGAAGUGUCUGAAAAUGAUUUUGAGUCUGCAUGGCAAAUUCUGAAUGGCAAUGACAGUGGCAAGGUUGAUUAUGGAGAAUUCAAACGCGCCGUUAUUGGUGAAAUGAAUGAAUACAGGAAAUCGUUUGUUCGAAAGGCCUUCAUGAAAUUGGAUUUCAACAAAACUGGCUCUGUGCCUAUUACAAACAUACGAAAAUGUUACUGUGCAAAGAAGCAUCCUCAAGUAAUUUCAGGCCAUUCCACAGAGGAAGAAAUCAAAUUAUCUUUUCUAGAAACAUUAAAAGAUGCCUGCAGCAAGUCUGAUGAAGUGACUUAUGGUGAAUUUGAAGAUUACUAUGAAGGUCUAAGUAUCGGGAUAGUACAUGAUGAAGAUUUUGUUAAUAUUGUAUGUACUCCUUGGGGGAUUUAGUUUUUUUAGAAUGAGGGUGUCUUCAGCACUGAGCCUUCUAAAGGUGAGGUGAAUUGAAUGUAAAAUGUGGUCAAACAUUGGAAUAUAAUUUUUCUAGGACUUCUUUUGUUUUUUGUUUUUCUCAAACAGGUUGAGUCUGGUAGGAGGAAUCAGAAAAAGAGCUGAAGGGAGGUGUAUGUCUGGUCAUGUACAUGUCUGAGUGUUUGCCUGACUCUAAGCAUGAAAAGCUCUAUCUUGCUCAUUCAUUACUUAUCUUGGAUAUGUUUUAAAGGUCAUUUUUAAAAAAAUUUAUUUUAUUUUAUUUGUGUGUGUGUUCCAAAAUUCAUUGUUUAUGCACCACACCCAGUGCUCCAUGCAAUACGUGCCCUCCAUAAUACCCACCACCAGGCUCACCCAACCCCCCACCCCCCUCCCCUCCAUAAAGGUCUUUGUUAAAUUAGGUUUCAUAGGAAAGUUACAUCUGUAUCAAACUAUAUGAGAGCUUCUAUAUAGUAACCAAGUUACUCAUCCAUUGUUUUUUGGCUACCCAUUCCCCAAAAUAUGAUAGCCACCAUUCUCAAUUUGAUGAACUGGAAUUGGGUCCAAAGCCUCUAAGACUUUAAAUAGCUCAGCUUGUUUGAAACAUUUGAAAACGUUAAAAGAAUUAAAGGAUAUGUAAGAGAAAUUUUCCACAUGGUAUAGAUGUUUUGGGUAGCAUAAAUAUUUAGAAUGAUGGAGGCUUACCUUCAAAUGCUUAUUUAAAUACUGACUUGUCUUGUGGAUUCUUCUAAAUUAUGUGCUGUUGUUUGUCCAGUAGAGCACAAUGUAAUUAUUCAAGUGAUCAGCUCUGUUUGUUCUUUUGUUCUAUUUUUAACUGGAAUCCUUAUUACCUACACAGAAUUACCGUUAGCUAGAAACAAUACAAAAUGGGAGGGAAAAUAUUUUCUUAGAUUUUUAAAUAAAGAUCUCAAAAAUGCAUUAUCCCAUGUAUGGACUCAGGGAUAGUUUAGUAAUUCUUAACAAAAUAUAAAAAGAUGUUUUGUCCUAAAAUGAAUGUUUAUUAUUCUAAACAUCUCUUUUUGUUAUACUAAGCAACUAACAUAUUUUCUUCUCAAUAGAUAUUAUUUAAUGGUUAGAUGUAUUAUAAUCGUCCUUUCCAGUCUGAUGUUGUUAAGCAUAUUUUUUUGUGAAUAUAAUCAGAAAAUGUAUAGACUGUCAUAUUGUGAAAAAAGGGAAGAUUCUUCUGCGAUUUAACAUGUUAAUGUCACAGCAUACUUUUAAAUAAGCCUCCACCUUCUUAAUAUAAAUAUUCAUAUGUGUUUGCAAAAAGUUUCUCUACUUAGGAGCUUAGGAAUAGUUAAUUUCUCAUUAUUUUAUACUUUAUUUCAGUGUAGAAUUAGAAAAUACAUAUUCAAUAUGUUAUUUGUGUAUUUUGUUAAAUUUUAAUUGGUGGCGCAAUAAAUCAUUCUGCAUUUGC